CCUCCUGCAAGAGACCUCGGCUCCCCUGCCCCACCACCCCAACUUGAUUUCUUUCCAAUCCCUGGGUUGAGGUGAGCUCCCACCUCUCUUAGCCCAAAGCCCUCCUCCCCCCUCCCUAAGAAAAUCGAUCUUGGCUCCAUUCGUGGCUGAGGUCCGCCACCCCCAUUUCCCCAGAGAGCGUUAGAUUUGUUUAUUUCUUUAUUUAUUCCCGGGGCCCAGGCGUCUGGGACUUGUGGCUGUGCAGACCCAGCCGGGAGUGAUAGGCGAAGACGGAGAGAAAUCAACCUCCCGCCGCUGCCCCCCAGUCGAGCCUGACAGCUCGCGGUUCGGUUGCGUGACUCGUGACGUCUCCAAGUCCUAUAGGUGCAGCGGCUGGUGAGAUAGCCCGUAUUGCCUGGUUGCCUCUUUAUUUUAUUGGGGUAUGCCUGGUAAUAAACAGUAAUAUUUAAUUUGUCGAAGACCACAAACCAACUGUGAGCUGGGAGGUACAUACUACUCUUGACAGACGCUGGAAGAAGGCUUGCCCUAAGAGGGGGUCUCUUUUGGGGGGUCCUUUCUAAACUCUUCACCUGAACAACCCCUUACUAGCCAGGCGUCACUCACUGGCUUCCGCGCUGGAAAGAAGAGGUGGGAUUUUUGGAGAGCAGGACCCAGAGCGGUCACAGGGCCCUGGGCUCACCAUGGCCGACGGAGACGAGGGCUUUGGCCUGGCUCACACACCCCUGGAACCAGACUCAAAGGAUCUACCCUGUGACUCAAAACCCGAGAGUGGGCUAGGGGCCCCCAGCAAGUCCCCGUCGUCCCCGCAGGCCGCCUUCACCCAGCAGGGCAUGGAAGGGAUCAAGGUGUUUCUCCAUGAAAGAGAACUGUGGCUGAAAUUUCACGAAGUGGGCACAGAAAUGAUCAUAACCAAGGCUGGCAGGCGGAUGUUUCCCAGUUACAAAGUGAAGGUGACUGGCCUUAAUCCCAAAACCAAGUACAUUCUCCUUAUGGACAUCGUUCCUGCCGAUGACCACAGAUACAAGUUCGCCGAUAAUAAAUGGUCUGUGACAGGCAAAGCGGAGCCUGCCAUGCCGGGCCGCCUCUACGUGCACCCGGACUCGCCGGCCACUGGGGCGCAUUGGAUGCGGCAGCUCGUCUCCUUCCAGAAACUCAAGCUCACCAACAACCACCUGGACCCGUUUGGGCACAUUAUUCUAAAUUCCAUGCACAAAUACCAGCCCAGAUUACACAUCGUGAAAGCGGACGAAAAUAAUGGAUUUGGCUCAAAAAAUACUGCAUUCUGUACCCACGUCUUUCCUGAGACGGCGUUUAUUGCAGUGACUUCCUACCAGAACCACAAGAUCACCCAAUUAAAGAUCGAGAAUAAUCCCUUUGCCAAAGGAUUCCGGGGCAGCGAUGACAUGGAACUGCACAGGAUGUCAAGGAUGCAAAGUAAAGAAUAUCCCGUGGUUCCCAGGAGCACAGUGAGACAGAAAGUGGCCUCCAACCACAGUCCCUUCAGCAGUGAGCCUCGUGCUCUCUCCACCUCAUCCAACUUGGGGUCCCAGUACCAGUGUGAGAAUGGUGUGUCCGGCCCCUCCCAGGACCUCCUGCCCCCACCUAACCCGUACCCACUUCCCCAGGAGCACAGCCAAAUUUACCAUUGCACCAAGAGGAAAGAUGAAGAAUGUUCCACCACAGAGCAUCCCUAUAAGAAGCCCUACAUGGAGACGUCACCCAGCGAAGAGGACCCCUUCUACCGAGCCAGCUACCCCCAGCAGCAGGGUCUGGGUGCCUCCUACCGGACAGAGUCAGCCCAGCGGCAGGCCUGCAUGUACGCCAGCUCCGCACCGCCCAGUGAGCCGGUGCCCAGCCUGGAGGACAUUAGCUGCAACACGUGGCCCAGCAUGCCUUCCUACAGCAGCUGCACAGUCACCACCGUGCAGCCCAUGGACAGGCUACCCUACCAGCACUUCUCCGCUCACUUCACCUCGGGGCCCCUGGUCCCCCGGCUGGCUGGCAUGGCCAACCACGGCUCCCCGCAGCUGGGGGAGGGAAUGUUCCAGCACCAGACCUCCGUGGCCCACCAGCCUGUGGUCAGGCAGUGUGGGCCUCAGACUGGCCUCCAGUCCCCGGGCAGCCUUCAAGCGUCCGAGUUCCUGUACUCUCAUGGCGUGCCAAGGACCCUGUCCCCGCAUCAGUACCACUCUGCUGUGCACGGGGUCGGCAUGGUUCCAGAGUGGAGUGACAACAGCUAAAGCGAGGCCUGCUCCUUCACUGACGUUUCCAGAGGGAGGGGAGAGAGGGAGAGAGACAGUCGCAGAGAGAACCCCAAGAACGAGAUGUCGCAUUUCACUCCAUGUUCACGUCUGCACUUGAGAAGCCCACCCUGGACACUGAUGUAAUCAGUAGCUUGAAACCACAAUUCAAAAAAUGUGACUUUGUUUUGUCUCAAAACUUAAAAAAUCGACAAGAGGCGAUGAGUCCCAACCCCCCCUGCCCCGCCCCCACCACCCACCACCACCACAGUCAUCAACUGGCCACAUUCACACGACCUCCAGAUGCCCUCCGGAUUCCUUCUUUUGGUCUCCAGAAAGUCUUGCCUCAUGGAGUGUUUUAUCCCAAAACAUAGAUGGAGUCAUUCCCUGUCUUGGUGUUACUGUUGACAUUGUUAUAUAAUAAAUAAUAAUAUAUUUUUUCUUUCAAUUUUCUUAAUGGGACCCAGUCCCUUAUUUUGGGGGAGGUCUGAGGCAAAUACGUUUCAACAUACUUGCUUGCGGGGUUCCCCCCAACACACAUACUCCACCCCCCCAAAUCUAAAUUCACCGAGCCUCCCCCUUAACUAAGAAAUUACCUACCUCUGCCACGUGAUGUUUCUGCAAAGCUUCCUGGUGUCCCAGCUUCUGUCUGCUUUGGUCCUACCUGCCCCCUCCUCAAGGAGUCUAGUUCUGCCUUCUCCCCACCAGUGGAGUCAGGAUAAGGCUGGAAUCCAUCGGGCGUCCCAUCUUACCCAGCCCUCCAGCUGUCCCAGCUCGGUGUCUUUCCAGCCUGCUAAAAUGUGGCCUAUAGCUUCUCUACCGGAAAGAGUGCUUUGAAAAACUUAAAAAGCCCCGGUUUACAUUCGGGCAGAACUGUGAUAAGCAAGGCGAAAGCUCUGUGCUGACAAGCGUUGUGAAAAAGCCAAAGUAAAUACUUGUCCCCAUUAAAAAAAAACAAAAAAAAAAAAACAAAAAAA
Messenger RNA from Phacochoerus africanus (Common warthog), 3217 nucleotides. RefSeq names its product T-box transcription factor 5 (gene TBX5). Gene Ontology annotation, molecular function: DNA-binding transcription factor activity, RNA polymerase II-specific; RNA polymerase II cis-regulatory region sequence-specific DNA binding. The transcript is spliced from 9 exons. The record is from RefSeq and is a predicted model, not a curated record. Gene Ontology annotation, cellular component: nucleus. Gene Ontology annotation, biological process: cardiac left ventricle formation; cell fate specification; positive regulation of DNA-templated transcription. NCBI's taxonomy places the organism in Eukaryota, Metazoa, Chordata, Mammalia, Artiodactyla, Suidae. Bases 681 to 2240 code for a protein of 519 amino acids.